CUGUCCAUGUCCCUGUCCCUAACCCUGUCCCUGACUCUUCUCUUCCUACAGGGAAGAGGAGAUUCCUCUGAAGAUCCUGGCCCACAACAGUCUGGUGGGACGACUGAUCGGGAAGGAGGGAAGAAACCUGAAGAAGAUUGAAGAAGAGACAGGGACCAAGAUUACCAUUUCCUCGUUCCAGGACCUAACCAUCUAUAACCCAGAGAGGACCAUCACAGUGAAGGGUUAGGGUUAGGGUCCGGGUUAGUUGCUGACCUGUUGUGUGUGUUCCAGGUUCCAGGACCUAACCAUCUAUAACCCAGAGAGGACCAUCACAGUGAAGGGUUAGGGUUAGGGUCCGGGUUAGUUGCUGACCUGUUGUGUGUGUUCCAGGUUCCAGGACCUAACCAUCUAUAACCCAGAGAGGACCAUCACAGUGAAGGGCUGUAUGGAGGCGUGCUGUAAGGCUGAGGGGGAGGUCAUGAGGAAACUGAGGGACACCUACGACAACGACAUCACUGCUGUUAAUCAUCAAACCAACCUCAUCCCGGGGCUGAACCUGAAUGCUCUGGGAAUCUUCUCCACUGGUCUGUCUGUGUUAUGGCCUGCAGCAGGCCCCCGAGGACCGCCCAGGCCCUUCCUAAGUCCCUCUUCACAUCUUGGUGGUUUAUAUGGGGUUCCACCAGCCGGGACCAUACAGCGCCAGCACUCACAGCAGCCUCCAGACCAGGAAGUGGUGUAUCUGUUAAUCCCCCCCCAGGCUGUAGGGGCCCUGAUCGGGAAGAAGGGGCAGCACAUCAAACAGCUAGCACGCUUCGCUGGGGCCUCCAUCAAGAUCGCCCCAGCAGAGAACCCUGACGUCACUGAGAGGAUGGUCAUCAUCACCGGACCUCCAGAGGCUCAGUUUAAGGCCCAGGGCAGGAUAUUUGGGAAGCUGAAAGAGGAGAACUUCUUCACAGCGAAGGAGGAAGUGAAGCUAGAGACACAUAUCAAAGUUCCCUCGACUGCAGCCGGACGCGUCAUCGGAAAGGGGGGCAAGACCGUCAAUGAACUGCAGAACCUGACCAGUGCGGAGGUCAUCGUGCCACGAGACCAAACGCCAGAUGAGAACGAUGAGGUCUUUGUAAAGAUUAGCGGGCAUUUCUUCGCCAGUCAGUCUGCUCAGAGGAAGAUCCGUGAGAUCAUCCAGCAGGUGAAACAGCAGGAACAGAAACACCAGCAGCAGGGAGCUCCCAGCAUGCACCAUUCCAAGUGACCAGCAGGUCGAGCGGGGCGGCUCCCUCCCUCCCAACCUCCCUCCCUCCGGCGGGCACCAGCUAAUGAAUGUAGCCCUCCCACCUGGACGGACGACCAGACCAGCCAAUGGGACAAAGCAAAGCAGAACAGCAGAUUGGGAACAAAACCAAAUAACUUAAUUGAUUGGGGGAAAACUGAUGAGAGCCAAAGGCUUGGGGCAUUAUGUGCACUGCCAGCCUAGAGAGGGGAGAGGGGAGAGGAGAGAGGAGAGGCGAGAGGAGGGGGAGA
Messenger RNA from Coregonus clupeaformis (lake whitefish), 1503 nucleotides. Its product is annotated as insulin-like growth factor 2 mRNA-binding protein 2. Gene Ontology annotation, biological process: nervous system development; regulation of gene expression. The coding region runs from base 428 to 1234 and encodes 268 amino acids. Gene Ontology annotation, cellular component: cytoplasm; cytosol; nucleus. NCBI's taxonomy places the organism in Eukaryota, Metazoa, Chordata, Actinopteri, Salmoniformes, Salmonidae. The record is from RefSeq and is a predicted model, not a curated record. The transcript is spliced from 9 exons. Gene Ontology annotation, molecular function: mRNA 3'-UTR binding.